Rhodofomes roseus is the source of this 6696-nucleotide messenger RNA. RefSeq lists its product as uncharacterized. Gene Ontology annotation, biological process: regulation of GTPase activity; small GTPase-mediated signal transduction. Gene Ontology annotation, cellular component: cytoplasm. Gene Ontology annotation, molecular function: guanyl-nucleotide exchange factor activity. The transcript has 15 exons. NCBI's taxonomy places the organism in Eukaryota, Fungi, Basidiomycota, Agaricomycetes, Polyporales, Fomitopsidaceae. The coding region runs from base 1 to 6696 and encodes 2231 amino acids. The record is from RefSeq and is a predicted model, not a curated record.
AUGGCCCCGCGGCGGGGCGCAUCCUCCAACUCCCUCAGCCCGCCUGAGGUCGUCUUCCCUGGCACGGGUUCCACGUCUCCGGGAACAUCGCCGCGCUCUGUCUCGCCCUCGAACGGGCUCACGCAGUUCCUCUCGAGGCCGACGAAAUGGUUCAACCGCGCGACGUCCGACAAGGCGUCGCGCUCUUCAAUUAGUUCCAACGAACCGAGGUCCAGCACGAGUUCUUCAGGCCGGAAGCACAAGAUCUCGCACCCAACGGACCCUCGUCCGUUCUUGGAGAAUCUGAAUGUUUCGCCGGAUAAGAAGGGGCUUACAAGCAAUCUUUUCGUCCCUCCGGAUGAUUCGUUCGUCGCGCACGGCCGCGUGCGAGUAUGUCUUCUCGGGAACGGCCAUGGCCGUCGCUCUCGAAGUGUGUCACAAAGGUAUUCAUUGCCGCACGGCGCGCCGGUCCUCUGUGGAGGUAGCCUUAUGUCGACGCUUUUGGGCAGAUACGUGUCUGUACUCGAUUUAUCUCGCACCAUAAAUGCAUUCGACGACCUACCGAAACCGCCUGCCUCUCCCCGAAUGCCUUCGUCACCUACUCAACCAUCCAUGUCUCGCGGGCUCGGCGACCUGCGCAAUAUCUCGCGCAAGCCUUGGUCCAAGUCGGCAGACGACCUCAGCAAACUGUCCUCCCACAUGCCUGCACCAGCAUUGACGCCUAUUGACACGACCCUUUAUGACAAGAUCGGGCAGUACAGGAGCAAUCGCGUCGGCAGCGUCGGAAGUAUGAGUAACGCGCCCUCACCUUCCGUGGCCUCCACUAUGUCUGCGCAGCAGAAGAACUAUCCCUUCCCUACCAUCUGCACGUCACCUUCCGAACCACUGUCCAGUUCGCCUCCGAGCCGGCCGAGCAUCCAGCUGUCUGCAGCCUCGCCCACGCUUACAGACGGCGCGGCCCUCGCACCGUCGCUCUCAAACUCUAGCGCCCAUGUCCAUACGCGAUCGCAUUCCUUCACACCCCGCCUGCCGUCAAAGCUGGCCUCACCGAAAGGUGCCUUGCAGCCUCCCUUGAGUCCCAAGCGCAAAGGGUCGGCAGGGUCAGUCACAGAGCGUACGCCAGAGAGAGAACGAGAGAAGAACAACUCGGGCGGGAGCGGUGGCCACGGGCCAACUGCACGCUCGCCCUUCCCGUUCAGCUUGGGUGGAGGCCGGUCUCCUGUUAAUCCAUCGAGCCCGACCGAUACGCCCUCAUCGCCUACCUCGCUCGUCCCGAGGAUAGUCGAGCCGCCGGCCGACGCGCACGCGUUCAAGGCGGAGAAGCGUUCCUCGCAGCUGUACCAUUCUGGAUUCAUCAAUCGCCUCGUCGACUUCUCGCCCUCGGCGCUGAAUGUGCACGCUACUCACACGUACAUGAGCGGUAGCGCCGCCCCCACUCUAUCCAAAGGCUGGAAGCCGUACAAGCUCGUCAUGAAGGGCUCGAAACUGUACUUCUACAAGGCUCCGGGUGACCGGAGCGCUGCCAUCAAGGAGCUGUUCCCUACGGAGUUGGUCACAGUGCUUGAGGAUGAAGGCUUGACGGAUGGCGAGCUCGACAGCGGGGAUGGCGACGAGAUGACGACACGUGGCGGGAGAAGCAGGGAUAGGAAGAGAGCAUACUGGGGACGAGGGACUCACCCGUCGCUAGUGGUCGUUGAUGGGAAGGUCGAGCGCGGUGCAUUUGAGGCCCUGGUCCACGAAGUCGUCUUUGCGACAACCUUUGUCAGCGUUGCUCACAGCGACACGGAUGUGGACGGCUCACCAGAGUCGUCGUCUCGAUAUGCACCUGCUUGGCGAGAGUUUGCCUCCAGCAUUCUCUUCAGCUUUCCUUUCGCUGUCGGCCGAGGCAAGUUCGAGACGGAAUUCAUGCGGUGCUGUGCAUACCUGGUCAGUGGAGCGGACGAUGCUGCGAAAGUGGAGGAAACUGGCAGAGUGCAGUGGCUCGCAGGUCAAUACUUGAGCUACCACGGCGCCCCGGUGGACCGUAAUGCUUGGGAGCAGUGGCGGAAAGACACCAUCCCUGAUUUCCCUUCGGACCCUUCCGCUGUCCCGAAACUUGCCGGCUUGCCCCAGUCAUCCUCCACACAGGCGUUGUAUACGGCUUCUCCGCAGGUGGGGUCCUCGUCGCCCGGUAAUCUAGACAAGUCACCAGACCUCGGAGCGUUCUCGCCCAGGCCAGACGUCAAAAGCAAGAUGAUGUCUAUUGUCGAUGCGCUCGGCGUGCUUCCUCCUUCGGACCGCCCCAGCACUGCGAUUCGCCCAACGUCUUCGAGGGAUGGAUUGCUUGCGACACUAGAACGCGAUGGCUUCACGAGAGACGCUCUCGUUGGCCUCGACGCGCAAUUGGCUGCGCGAAGUUUGUCCGUUUUCAACCGCAAGCUGCUUGUGCAUGUACCAGAUAACUUCACGGCCGACCUGUGUCUCAGCUCGGAAACAGUAGAGACAGAGGGCACGGAACAAAGCACGGCAUCUGUCUCCUCGCCCCUAGCGCCCUUCCUGGGCACCGACGACCAACCACACUGGCUCACGCGCAUGAUCCUCAUUCAGAUACUAGUACCCGAGCCUGCUGGAACAACGACAUCUCCGCCCAUCGGCUACCCUUUAAUCGCGUCCGAGGAGCGACACGUCCCGACCUCUCGGACGCAUACACGUUCAGAGGUCAUCUCAGCCUGGGCCAAGAUCGGUGAACUCUGCCGACGGACAGGGGAUGAGUGUUCCUGGCGAGCCAUCUUCUCAGCUCUCUGUUCUCGGCCUGUCGCUCGCUUAGAGAAAGUGUGGAAGAGGGUCGACUCCGAAGCCGUUGCUAUCGUGCAAUCGUGGGCGCAGCCCCAGGAGAGAGGUCAUGUUGCAGUGUCCGAUCAGCCGGUCGCAAUCCCAUGGGCUGGCGACGUCAAAAAUCAAAUCCGGACGGCGCUGGAGAGAGCGCGGUAUGGUGCCGGAGACGAAUGGCAGCUAGAGUCUUUGAGUGAGGCGCGGCAGCGAUUUGAAGCAUUGCGGACAGCGUUCGCGCUAUGUACGAAGCGCGGUCAGUUUGACGAAACGUUGGAGCCGAGUGAUGUCGAGACGCUAGGCAAGGUUUGGCGCCACUCAUGGGAAGGGAGAAGCGGGCAUGGUAUAGCUUCCAAGUUCACUCGAAUCGAGCAGUUCAUGUCCUUGUCACUAGCUGCGGAGCCGCGACGCAAAGGGCUCUUCGAGCCACAUUACUGGACCCGAUCUACAUCGCAACAGUCGACCCCAUCACUAGUGGGCGUGCUCUUCCCUGAGCCGCUAGCCACAGUGUCCUUAAUCAACAGGGGAUUGCUGAUGCGCGGUCGGUUGGAGAGUAGCACAAGCCUAAAUUUGCAAGACAUACAGCAUCUACGUCAACUCCCGCAGAGGAUGAGUAGAGACUCGCCCAAUGGCGGGCGAACGGCGGCUGGGAAUGAAUUGGGUGGUACCAUCCUCUCGGUAUUUGACGGCGAAUUGCUUCUCCUCGUCCCAUCAGUGGACCCGUCAACACCAUCCCGCCCGACAUCUCGUACUCCUUCGCGACCACCGAGUUCUGUGGCCGACAGCCCGGCAUCAGGAGGGACUGUCUCUCGUACUUCGUCCAUCCGCGUUUCACCUGGUGUUUCUCAUGGGCUAGAUCGGAAGCCUAGCAUGAUUCGACGCAACUCGUUGCCAUCCAUUUCUCAGCGUACGAGCUUGCUCAUGCCAGAGGCAUCGUCGGACAAGGCUCUUCGCGUCGUUGUGCAAGCAGGUACUUUGGACAGACUUGUCGACGUCCUGGUUCACGGACUUCAAGGAGUUUCCGUGUCUGUCUCCGACGAUAAUGGCGAGAUGCCUCUUACAGCCUCAAAGACCCGGGAGGUAAAGCUUGAUAUGGAUGAUUUUUCGGACGUGUGGUGGAAUGUCUACAGGAGCUUCAUGACGCCACAGAUCCUGUUCGAGUUCCUGAGGAAACGGUACGACUCGGCACGAGUGUUACAGUCGUCCUCUCUCAGCGAAGUCAGCAAUGCGAUGCGCAAGCGUUCGGAGGUGCUGGAAACGAUGAACGAGUGGGUGAACCGAGGCGGGGGUGCCCAGGACAUUCUUGAUGAUGCACCACUGCACAACUCGUUUCUUUCUUUCCUCGAUAGCCGCGCGGAGCAUGAGUUGCCAACACUUGCAGAAGAGACUCGUCAACAAGUCUCCGUCCUAGAGCAACUCCGCAAGACGCUACGUAUGAGCUUCUACUCUCAGACGUUGAGACCAACACGUGCCGAAACCUUGUCUGAUGGCGCAUCGAGCGCAACAGGAAGUCACAACUUUGGUUCCGAUAUCCCCAACAUCGACGAGCUAGAUGCAGAAGAGCUUGUGGACAACCUGGAUGCGAUGACUUCUGCAGCGCUCCGUAACGUCAAUCAGGAGGACUUGUUCGUGACGGCCGACAUUCUCGAGGUACAAUCAGCGGAUCGCACUGGCUGGUUCCUUCCUCGUGAUCCCAGCUCGCUGUUGGAUGAAGUGGAGAUACAGGCCAUGAAUUCCUAUAUCACAGAGAUUGAGCCGUCAGCUCUCAUCUCCGAACUCGGCCAAGACUCGCUUUAUCGCCUACUUCCUCCCUCAGUGAGGGGCUGCAUUCGCGCCUCCAACAUCUUGCGCAAAUGGCUCAUCUGCCAGGUGAUCCCUCCUAGGCUGGGCCUUCGUGCCCGUCAGGCCCGCAUGGAGAAACUCCUCAGGGCAAUCGAAGUGUCUCGCCUUCGAAGCACGACGGAUGUCACUUACCUCGAGCGUUCUAUCGCAGAGCGUCCGUGCAUUCGCUCGGCUGUGGAAGCGAUCCUUACAUCGGCGGUUGUCAGCGUGGAGAGCCGUACGCACUAUCGCGCAUGGCAGAACCUCGCGCUGGCCCGAGGGACGUCUUGCGAAAGUCUAGCCGCAUUCCUCAGCAAGCCGGCCCCAUCCAUCGCAUCGAGGGGCACACUAGCAGUAGACAUUGGGUGGGUCCUGGAAAAGAUGCUGGAGAUCAUCAGUACGCCGGAUGUUUUGGAGUCGGCGAGCGAAACGAGCUCAGGGAUGGUGAACCUUGAUAAGCGACGAUCCUUGAGAACGUUGAUCUCAUCGACCACAGGAGCUGCCGCAUCGCGAAAGCGUCGACAACGCCGCCAUGUCGAUCGACGUGACUUCGAGCGUCUCAACAACAUCGAACGCCAGAUGUCUUCCACGCAUUUCGAUAUCCGUGGAAUUCGGGAAGAGGCGCAUCGCGAAGCCACUCAGUCAGGACCGUUAGGAGCGAAGAAGAUCCACAGACCAUUCCAGGCAUUGGUCACACUUCAGCAGGAGAAAAACAAACGCGAUCGGCAUCUCCGCGACCGCCUGAGCAAGGAGAAGAGGCAUGAACAGCAACUAUACGAGAGGAAAGAGGAGUCUCUCAGUAAGGCUAUGCAGCCGAGACGACAGCCUAUUGUUUCUCAGAAACAACAUCGUAACAAGAAGAGCAUGUCGUCUGCGUUCUUCCAGUUCAUGCGGCCCAUCUCCAGUGCCUUCACCUCCGACACUCUUUCUGCAGGCGUAGUAAAGCGAACGCCUGCUGAACUCGAUUUUACGCCGACGAACAAACCGUCCUUGGUGCUCAGUGUAGUUGACGCCCGAGUUGCGCAAUUCGUGAACAACGAGCGGUCCUUUACGUUCCAGCUUGACACCGAGGACGGUGGCCAGUAUCUCCUACAAGCAACCGGCAAGCUCGAGAUGAAGAAGUGGAUGGAUACUUUCCAGCAUGUGUCGGCGAUGGCUGCCAAGCGUCGACUGACGUACCUUGGGCAGAAUACCAAAAUGCAGCUAUCUGACCAUCUCCUUAGUCAACCAGUGGCAGCUUCGAGAGACCCUCGCGCUUUCUUCGGCGUCGACCUCGAAGUCAUACUCAAGAGGGAGUCGCAGGAUGGCGACGUCCCACUGGGGACAAUACCAUCCAUUCUGGAGCGGUUGAUUUCCGAGGUUGAGACUCGCGGUCUGACGGAGGUUGGAAUAUACCGUAUUGCUGGCUCACAUGCAGAGGUAAAUGCAUACAAGGACGCUCUCAAUCGAGGCGAAUGGCCCAUCACUCCUUCAACCGAUAUUUAUGCUGUAUGCGACCUCAUCAAGUCGUGGUUCCGUGUUCUCCCCGGCGGUGUUUUCUCUUCUGCUGCGUACGACGACAUCCUGAGGACCGUCACCCUUGACGGAGCUGAUUUAGACAUGAAAGUGUCUGGUAUCCGCCGAGUAGUCCAUAGCCUGUCCGACAUGCAUUUCGAUCUCCUCAAACGUAUCAUCGAACAUCUCGAGAAGGUAACAGACUUUGAAGAGAACAACCAAAUGACAGCAGACUCGCUGGCCACGGUCUUUGGGCCAAAUAUCCUUCGGUCGCCCACCAACGACAUUGCUGGGUUCCUUGCCAACAUGGGCCCAUGCAACCGGGCACUGAGGUUACUCAUCUCUCAUUCUCACAGCAUUUUCGACGAUGCCCUCGAGCAGGACGCUGAAGUGGAGUACGAACAGGAACAGGAAGAGCUCGAGUUCGACGAGCCCAUCCCGGAGGAAGACGAAGAUGAAGACCUCCUUUGCGACAACGACAUGGAUGCAGACGCGGACGCGGACGCAGAGGAGGUCGCCAUUGCCCCGGGGCCGCCUGUGCUUGACCUGGACCUUGGCAGCCCACACUCACUCUCGUUCUCGGUUGCAUCGUGA